UUUUCUCUAACCCCACUCCGCUCUCUCUCUCUCUCUCUCUCUCUCAUCUCGUGCACUCACUCUGACACAUGAACUCCUUCUCUCUCUAGCUCUUGGUUGGGGAAUAUCUUGGAGCUCCCUUUCUUGAACUUGUACACUACUUGAAGCUCUGAAGGGAGAGAUCAGAUCUGUGUGUGUGUACACAUUGCCUGAGCUAUGCGAUACUACUGAUUUUUCGUUUCUUGGUUCUUCUUGAGGAUGUCGAGCUCCAACCCGAAACAGCCGCAGCGUCCGGGUCCGUUGACUCCGACUCCGGAGUCCCCCGCAAUGCCGCCUUCUUCCUGGGCCAAGCGGACUGGGUUCAGGCCAAAGUUCUCCGGCGAGACCAAUGCCAGCGAUUCAAGACAGGUGAUAGCUCCGUCGCCCAAGCCCAGAGAGCCAGACAAGGCUCAGCCGGAUCUCGAAGCGGGUCGGGGUAGGGCCGUGAACGGUGAGCAGGAGAACAAGAAGGUUGUUCCUCCAACGCCACCGCAGACGGAUAUGGAUCGGACGGUGAAGAAACGGAGGGACUCUGACCGGCCGCCGAAGAGUACGGUCUCGAACGGGCAGGACCCCGGCGCGCCCACGGAGCAGGGUUCAAGGAGGUCAGCGAGGAGCGAGGAAGUGGUGGAUGUGUUGCCACGCAGUGUGGACGAUGAUGAUGGGUUUGUGGGUAGGCACAUGCAUAUGAAGUAUGAGCUCAGAGAUACACCUGGUCUUGUUCCCAUUGGUCUUUACGGAUUCCAGCAUUAUAUUUCGAUGCUGGGUUCCUUAAUUCUCAUUCCGCUCGUCAUUGUUCCCGCAAUGGGUGGAACUUAUGAGGAUACUUCGAAUGUGGUAUCAACAGUCCUCUUUAUGUCGGGAGUGACUACACUUUUACAUACGACUUUUGGGUCGAGGUUACCCCUGAUACAGGGUCCAUCGUUUGUUUUCCUGGCUCCGGCAUUGGCAAUCAUCAACUCCCCAGAGUUUCAAGGACUCAAUGAAAAUAAAUUCAAGCAUAUUAUGAAGGAGCUACAGGGGGCUAUAAUCAUAGCUUCAACCUUUCAAGCAAUACUUGGAUAUAGUGGACUGAUGUCUAUAUUAUUAAGGUUGAUCAAUCCAGUUGUUGUAUCCCCAACUAUUGCUGCUGUUGGACUUUCUUUUUAUGGCUAUGGUUUCCCACUAGUCGGUACGUGUCUUGAGGUUGGAUUUGUGCAGAUAUUGCUGGUCAUUAUUUUUUCUCUUUAUCUUCGUAAGAUCUCUGUUUUUGGUCAUCGUAUAUUCUUAAUAUAUGCGGUUCCAUUGGGCCUGGCAAUCGCAUGGGCAGCUGCUUUCAUGCUUACCGAAGCUGGAGCCUAUAGUUACAAAGGUUGUGAUGUAAAUGUGCCUGCUUCAAAUAUAAUCUCUGAGCACUGCAGAAAACAUCUCUCAAGGAUGAAACAUUGUCGAGUUGAUACUUCACAUGCAUUAAGAUCGUCUCCAUGGUUCAGAUUUCCUUAUCCAUUACAAUGGGGUACUCCUGUCUUCCACUGGAAAAUGGCUCUUGUUAUGUGUGUGGUGUCCAUUAUCUCAUCAGUAGAUUCGGUGGGAUCAUACCAUGCAUCUUCGUUGUUGGUGGCAUCAAGACCUCCAACCCCAGGUGUUCUUAGCCGAGGGAUUGGUCUGGAAGGUCUUUCCAGCAUCUUGGCUGGUCUUUGGGGUACAGGAACAGGGUCCACCACCCUAACUGAAAAUUUACACACCAUUGCUGUGACCAAAAUGGGAAGCCGUAGAGCAGUUGAAUUAGGUGCAUGCAUCUUGAUAGUCUUAUCCCUUGUAGGUAAAGUUGGAGGCUUUAUAGCAUCAAUUCCUGAAGUCAUGGUUGCUGCAUUAUUGUGCUUCAUGUGGGCAAUGCUUACAGCUUUGGGCUUGUCGAAUCUACGUUAUAGUGAGGCUGGAAGCUCUCGGAAUAUUAUAAUCGUUGGGUUAUCUUUAUUUUUCUCUCUUUCAAUUCCGGCCUACUUUCAGCAGUAUGGUGUGUCUCCAAAUAGCAACUUCUCUGUCCCAAGAUAUUUGGAGCCUUACAUUGUGGCUUCCCAUGGGCCUUUCCGCAGCAAAUAUGGAGGGGUGAACUAUGUCCUGAACACAAUACUGUCAUUACACAUGGUAAUUGCAUUCCUGGUGGCUGUUAUUCUGGACAACACUGUACCUGGUAGUCAGCAGGAACGCGGGGUUUAUGCUUGGUCUGAGCGUGAUGCUGUAAGGAGGGAACCUGCAGUUACCAAAGACUAUGAGUUGCCUUUCAGGAUUGGUCGGGUUUUUAGAUGGGUGAAAUGGGUUGGGCUUUGAGAAAGAAGGUUUUUGAUGGUGGUGUUGGUCGCCAUCAAAUUGUCAAGCUUUUGUGGUUCAUUAUCGGAGAAUGGUUAUGGCUCUGUGAUUUGAAACCUGACUCCCGCAGCCUCAGGCGCCUAUACUAAAAUAUCAGUCUGAUAUCCGAUUUUCCUACAGAAUGAGACUUAGAGGGACUAUAGGUCUUAUAGAGAUAUUUUUGUACAUUUCAGGAUCCAGGGGGGGAUCCCUUUGUGUUGUAAUUUUAGAUCAUAAACAUUGUAUCUAGUUUUGAGAAUGUCCAGUUGGACUUUUUUCUUUUCUUCGCAUUGGAGCAAGCUAUGAGAACUGACCUUUGUUCAUAUAUAUGGUUGUAUUUUCACCUUA
Carya illinoinensis is the source of this 2694-nucleotide messenger RNA. Its product is annotated as nucleobase-ascorbate transporter 12-like. The coding region runs from base 238 to 2328 and encodes 696 amino acids. NCBI's taxonomy places the organism in Eukaryota, Viridiplantae, Streptophyta, Magnoliopsida, Fagales, Juglandaceae. The record is from RefSeq and is a predicted model, not a curated record. Gene Ontology annotation, biological process: transmembrane transport. Gene Ontology annotation, cellular component: plasma membrane. Gene Ontology annotation, molecular function: transmembrane transporter activity. The transcript has 10 exons.